This is a messenger RNA of Lichtheimia ornata, 957 nucleotides long. RefSeq lists its product as uncharacterized. The transcript has 4 exons. Bases 1 to 957 code for a protein of 318 amino acids. Gene Ontology annotation, molecular function: hydrolase activity. The record is from RefSeq and is a predicted model, not a curated record. NCBI's taxonomy places the organism in Eukaryota, Fungi, Mucoromycota, Mucoromycetes, Mucorales, Lichtheimiaceae.
AUGCCAGUACAACUUGAACCCUUUCUCGAAAAGUUUUUAAAGGAACGUCCUGAAAUUGACGCUACUCAACUUCCUCCCGAGGUUAUUCGUCAAGGAGAGCGUUUUGAUCUUAGCAAGCUCAAUUUACCUGCUGUCCUGGAAGAAGAAAAGACUAUCCCUACUCGUGCUGGUGGCACCGUUAGCCUUACCAUCACUCGACCCGUCGGUUCAGAAAACGAGACCCUUCCUGUUAUUCUCUUUUUGCAUGGCGGUGGAUGGGUCAUUGGCAGCAACAACACGCAUAGUCCUAUUCGAUGUGAGUUAACUACACGCGCUCAUGCCGUGGUAGUUUUUGUCAACUACAGCUUGAGUCCCGAAGUACGAUUCCCAGUGGCUAUUGAAGAAUGCUAUGAUGCCCUUGAAUGGGUUUUAAAGAAUGGUGCAUCCAUUAACGCCGACCCUUCCACACUUGCCGUUGCUGGUGAUUCCGCUGGCGGAAAUCUAUCCACGGUGAUGUGCUUGUUGGCUAAACAACGUGGAUUGAAGGAUGCCAUCAAGUUGGCUAUUCUCAUUUACCCAGUUACGGAUGCUAAUUUUGAUACCGGUUCCUACAACGAAUUCCAUGAAGGCUAUUUCUUGACGCGCAAGGUGAUGAAAUGGUUUUGGGAUCAUUAUCUGCCCGAUGAAGAAGAGCGUCGCAAGAACAUCCUUGCUUGUCCUCUAAACGCCACAUUGGAUGAUCUCAGGGGAUUGCCUCGCACACUGGUCAUUACAGCUGAAGCUGAUGUCCUCCGAGAUGAAGGUGAAGCUUACGCACGUAAACUUAUGGCAGCUGGUGUUCCUGUUGUUACUACUCGCUAUCUUGGUAUGAUCCAUGGCGUCUAUAACAUUGGUCUUUUGAGUCCUUCAGCUAUCAGUGCUAUCGAUCAAAUGGUUGGAGAGCUCAAGAGUGUAUGGGCAGGCAAGAAUAAGCUUUAA